This is a messenger RNA of Oncorhynchus tshawytscha (Chinook salmon), 2096 nucleotides long. Its product is annotated as hepatitis A virus cellular receptor 2 homolog. The coding region runs from base 148 to 1596 and encodes 482 amino acids. Lineage: Eukaryota; Metazoa; Chordata; Actinopteri; Salmoniformes; Salmonidae. The record is from RefSeq and is a predicted model, not a curated record. The transcript is spliced from 11 exons.
AGAAGAACACUGACCCUCUGCUUAUCCGAGCGCAAAGGAAACAGCUGUCAGUAGUUGUGAAGGAGAGGAAGUCAUGUGACCAGGCGAUUUGAUUUGAGUUUAUUAAAGACCUGACACAUGAGAGUGAGAAAGUGACAAAACCCGAUCAUGGAGACUCGGUGCAUUUCAGGCUGGUUUCUCCUCUGUCUACUUUCAGUCAGUGAAUGCAGUCAAAUCAUUGGUAUUGAGGGUCAGAAUAUCACUCUGCCAUUUAAAUAUGAUGCCAAAUCUCAUGGUCUACAACACAUUUGCUGGGGGAAAGGAAUCAUCCCGAGCUCUGGUGGUUGUGACAAUGAAAUAAUCUCAACUGAUGGGUCUGAAGUGACACGUAGAUCGUCAGUUAGGUAUCAGUUAUUGGGUGAGCUGAAGACGGGGGACGUCACUCUAACCAUCUCCAAUAUCACAGAGAAAGACUCUGGAACGUAUGGAUGUCGAGUGCAGUACGUUGGAUUGUUCAACGAUGAGAAAUAUCAUGUCAGCUUGACCAUUGAGAAAGGAGACGAGAGGCCACAACCUGGCUGUGAUCCUGGGGUCCAUUCUGCUUGUUCUGACAGGGGUGGGGAUUGUGUCUGUACUCGUCAUGAGAAAACGAUGGGAAAGAGUUGCCAUGGGACUCCAAAUGAGGAGGUUAGCAGAGGGGUCACAGUGGCUGUGGCUGUCCUGCCUGGAGAUGUCACCAGCAGUGGCCCCCACGAGAACACAGCUGCCCAUUCAGAUGCCCUGUCUCUGAGCCACCCUGCCCAUUCCCAGCACACACCCUCCACUCCUACACACUGGAUACACAAGAUGGCUGCUAGUUCUGGACCGUUUUCCCCCCGUCGUUGGAUCUUCGUCCUCCUAACAUUUUCAGCCAGGUGUUCAGUGUCAGCAUUCAAGGUGAUGGAAGGUGCUACUGCAACAUUGUCCUGUCAAUAUUCAGUGAGCCGUUUGGGUUUGAGCCGCGUGUGCUGGGGACGAGAAUGUGGCACGUUCUGGUGCAACAACAUCCUCGCGCAGACAGACAAACAUGGCGUCAUCUCCAAGGUGUCGGACAGGUACAGACUGGCAGGUGAUGUCCUCGCGGGAGAAAUGGACCUGGGAAUUCUCGACGUCAAGCGGACAGACAGUGGGCCAUACUGUUGCAGAGUGGACAUAGAUGGCAUUUUCAACGACAAAAAAAUUAUUCAAAACUUAAGGGUCAUGAAAGCUCCAGUGACCGUUUUGCCAACAAGCACCACUGUACAUGUUACAGAAGCUCCUCCCACCACAGAACACUGGAGAGCUGUUGAAUCAUCACAUCUAGCCAUUCCAAGACAGAACACCAGUCUUUUCCCUUCGCAAACACUUAUGGAGGAGCCUCUUCCCAGCUUCUCUCUCCAGAUCAACAUCCCAGUGCUCUCUCUCUCCCUCAGUCUGCUCCUACUUAUAAUGGGGGCCUUGGUCAUAUUGGGGUUUAAACGAGGGAUUCACAGAAGAGGUUUAAAGACAGGCUGUUUGUCAGCCAAAGAGCCGCCUCACAUCAUCUAUGAGAUCCGCAUGAGGAGACCUGUGGAGGAGAACAUCUAUACUCUGGACUAGGGUGGAAGAGCCAGAGCACUGAUCUGUCCAAUAGACGGCUGUUAACAUGAUAGUGAGGACAGCCAGACUGAUUUCUGUUUUGUCACAGUGGGUGUGUCCCAUAAGGCACCCUGUUCCCUAUAUAUUGUAUGACCAGGUAGCUGGGAAUAGGGAACAGGGUGCCUUAUGGGACACACCCACACUGUGACGCACAGACAUCAGUCUGAGUGUCCUCACUAUCUUUUUGACAGCCAUCUAUCUAUUGGAUGGAUCACUGUUGCCUGACAGCUGCUGUCAGAAUGAUCACCUCUCUCAGAGGCUCUACAUUCACUUAUGGUAUCUAUGGGAGUUCCCCCCCGCCCCUAUGUAAAAUGGAUUCACUUUUCUAUAUAUUGUGAUUAUGUAGUGGUGUGAUGUUUUUUAGAUGCACAGUAUUGGUUGUUAUCACAAGCGGUCUAACUUAUGCCUCUUUCUAAUAAAACAAAAACGACCUAAAAGUAAAAACCCAACAAGCCAUUUUG